AUGUCCAGUGGGGGAAGAUUUAAUUUUGAUGAUGGAGGGUCCUACUGCGGAGGCUGGCAGGAUGGCAAGGCUCACGGACACGGGAUCUGCACUGGUCCCAAGGGGCAGGGCGAGUACGCCGGCUCUUGGAGUCACGGCUUCGAAGUACUGGGCGUCUACACCUGGCCCAGUGGCAACACCUACCAGGGCACCUGGGCACAGGGAAAGCGGCAUGGCCUCGGAGUGGAAAGCAAGGGCAAGUGGGUGUACAGAGGGGAGUGGACCCAUGGAUUUAAAGGGCGAUAUGGGGUCCGGGAGUGCACAGGGAACGGAGCCAAAUACGAGGGAACCUGGAGCAACGGGUUGCAGGAUGGCUAUGGCACGGAGACCUACUCUGAUGGAGGUACUUAUCAAGGCCAGUGGGCAGCUGGGAUACGUCAUGGGUAUGGAGUACGUCAGAGUGUGCCCUAUGGAAUGGCUGCAGUUAUUAGGUCCCCUCUCAGGACCUCUAUAAACUCUCUUCGUAGCGAACACACAAAUGGAACUGCGUUGCACCCCGAUGCCUCCUGCACAGUAUCUGGUAGCCCUGCAGUAUCCCGAGGAGGGUUUGUACUAAUGGCCCACAGUGAUGCAGAGAUACUGAAAAACAAGAAGAAAGGAAUCUUCAGAAGGUCCAUUCUCAGUGGUCUGAAGUUGCGCAAAUCAGAAUCUAAAAGCUCUUUGGCUAGCCAAAGGAGCAAACAGAGCUCAUUCCGUAGUGAGGCAGGUAUGAGUACAGUGAGCUCCACAGCAAGCGAUAUAAACUCUACCAUCAGCCUGGGGGAGGGAGAGACAGAGCUCUCUGUCAUAGAGGAUGAUAUUGAUGCCACCACCACAGAGGUCUACAUGGGUGAAUGGAAGCAUGACAAACGGUCUGGUUUUGGGGUAAGCCAACGCUCAGACGGUCUAAAAUAUGAGGGAGAGUGGGCUAAUAACAAACGCCAUGGCUAUGGCUGUAUGACCUUUCCUGAUGGGACUAAAGAGGAAGGGAAGUACAAACAUAAUGUCCUGGUUAGUGGAAAGAGGAAGAACCUGAUCCCCCUCAGGGCCAGCAAGAUCCGGGAGAAAGUGGACCGAGCAGUUGAUGAAGCUGAAAGAGUGUGUAACAUCGCUAAGCAGAAGGCUGAGAUUGCUGCUUCAAGGACUUCUCACUCGAGGGCUAAAGCAGAUGCAGCUGCUACAGCAGCACUUAAAGCGCAGGAGGAAGCCCAGAUAGCCAGAAUUUCUGCCAAAGAGUUCUCACCAUCCUUCCAGCAUCGGGAAAACGGGCUUAAAUGCCAGAGGCCAAAACAUCAGAACUCAAGCGAUGAUAUUGAAGUCAUCUCAACAGAGACUCCACCACAGCAUGACAGCCCUGAACUUUAUAGGAAAGGGACUACACCUGAUGUUACCCCUGAUGACAGCCCAAUGAGGAGCCCUCUGUGCAGCCCCCCAUCUACACCACCUCCAACUCAGCCAGUCCCCAAAUCUAGAAACAAGAGUGCCCACUUUUCUAGGCAGCUGUCUGUGGAUGAGGAUCGGGGAGGGGAUAUCCAAAUGCUGCUGGAGGGAAGGGGCGGGGACUAUGCUAGGCCCAAUAGCUGGAGUGAAGUUGGUGGGGGCAGAAUAGGAAUGUCACAGGGAAAUCCACUGGGGCCAUGUUCAAUUCCUGAAGACCUUUUGCUUAAGAGCACUGGCCACAAACAUGUGGUUUCCAACCACAAGCCAAGGGAAAGGUGGGCAGACUCCCCAACAACCAUAUCGUGGACUUCACACCGUACACACAACCACAGCCCAAGUGGCAAUAAGCUGCUUGAGGUAGAUGAGGAGAAGCUUAGCAAUUAUGAGAUGGAAAUGAAACCCUUGAAGAGAAUGGAUUCUUAUAUGCAAGAAGUACACACCCAAAAAAGACAGUUCAGCAAAGCAGGUCCCCGGAAUACACCCGAGACACACCAUCUAGAGGAUCGCAUGUAUGGAGUCCAGAGACUGAGGUCCAAACCUCAGAACAAAGAGAACUUAAGGCCGGCAACUUCUGCUGAGCCCACCGUGCAGAAACUAGAUACACUGCGGUUUGGGGAGAAAGGAGAAUCAAGGCUUCUAAGAAGAGAUUUGACACUUUCCCCACCGCAAAAAUCUUUACCUGUUGCACUAGACUCUGACGAGGAAAACUCUGCUGAGCUCAAGUCCACGGGCUCGGCUCCCAUCUUGGUAGUCAUGGUGAUUUUGCUAAACAUCGGAGUCGCCAUUUUGUUUAUCCACUUUUUCAUUUGAUGGGACUGCUCAACCCUUUGCAAAAAAAAAAAUAAUAAAAAAAAAACAGUAUAAAAAAGGCUGUCAAUUUGAAAAAAAAGUAACACUAAACUGAAAAUUCAAAGUUCUAGAACAAUGAACGCUGCUUACAGAGCCAGGAAUGCAACUAUGGCUCUCCAUCGGCUGGUUUUCGGAUUGAGCCUCUACGUUUUACUAUACUUUUUUUUUUUCUUCAAAAGAAACUGAAUUGAGUUGUAUUCACAGUUUGCCUUUUUCUCCUUGGGUAAUGUCUUUUUUUGGGGUAUAUUGUUUUUCUGCUCGUUUGGCAUGAGAGAAUGCAAGAGAUAUUGACUUUAUUUAUUAUUUAUUUCAGUUUCUUUUGUUCAAAGUCCAUUUCUGAAAAUGUGCUUAAUGGGUGAAAUACAGAAUCAUACAUGGAAAAGACUUUCUAGGAGUAUACCCACUUUAGAUAUAUACUGCAGAUACCCCAGUUCAUUGUCAGAGGCAUUCACCCCUCUGCUCAUGAAUGGGUUAUGUCAGGGCUGACGCUUUUAGGGACUUUGUCUGGAGAUAGAAUUCUAGUUAGCUAGGGGUGCUGGGAAUGAUUGACUACGCUAAAUGGUUUGAAUGUGAAAGUAAUUUAAAAUAAAGGCUUGUUGAUUGGUUUUUGAGGAUUAUAGAGUUCCAUAUUAAGAAAGGAGCCCUAGGGCUGACAGCCUGAAGGCAAGAAUCCCAAGAAGAGCUGUGCCAAACCUAUUCUAUUUUAUAAUAGUUGCAAGUAAAAUGGAUUCUAGUCAACCCAAAGAGAUUCAUAAAUAGUCAUUGAGUUUUGUUCUACCUUCAACAUAGUGGUUACUAGGGUCUUACUCAGAAUAAAAGAGCAGUACUAAAAUAGGCCGAGAGGAUAUAGGCACACAUUUACUUUCCCAAAUCCAAUAACUUUACUUUAUUCCUUCUUAUGUUGCCUCGGUCUUUUAUGUUUUUGCUGGUGGAAGUUUUCUCAAAGUCUAAUACUUAUCAUAUGGGCCUUCAGUUAUCGCUUGUAGUUCAACAACUACACUGGAGCUGGCUGAGUACGUUCUUAGAAUUUGCCCAUGGUGCUUUUUAAGUAAAGUCCUCCUCUUUAUACUUAAUGGCACAGUAUACACCUAUCUUUUAACAUCAUCUGAUAUAAAUGGUUUCCGUUAUUGCUGGCACUAAACAAGAAUAUGAAGCCAGUUUCACUUUAGUACUGUCCCAAAGAAUAUCAAAGGAGCUGAUAAAACGAAUUGCCAGUACACUGAGAAGCCACUGAUAAUGAGCUGAUCAAAGGUUGCUGCUUAGAGGAGGGGUUUGUUUAAAGGUCUAUAGGGAGUUCUGAACAAAUUUCCAUAUUUAUAAGGGAAGAGGAAGGUAAGAGUCCAAUAAACAUAGCCCGACUUUCAAAUUAGUAAUUUAUAAUGGCAAAAUAUAGGAAAAUAUUGAUUUUUAAAAUGAAAAGAAUCUGAAAGUAAUUUCAAUGCAAGUUCUAUUUAAUGUGCUAACUGUAUACUGUCCCUUUAAAAAUAUUGUGCUUAGUUUUACUAAUGUAGGACAGAUAUGGGAUCUGUUAUCCAGAAUGCUUUGGAUCUGAUUUUUCCUGUAAUUUGGAUCUCCAUACUUUAAGUCUGCUAAAACAUCAUUUAAACAUUAUAUGAAACCCAACAGGGAUGUUUUGCCACCAUUAUUGAUUCAUGCAGCUUCUUUAUCUUAGCCUAUGGGAGAUGACCUUUCCAUAAUUUGGAGCUUUCUGGAUAACGGGUUUCCGGAUAAUGGAUCAGAUACCUUUACCAUAUACAUGAGUCAUCAGGCCUAGAAAACGUAACUUCAGAACACAGCUUGGCGAUGGAGACAGCCCAUGAAAAGGUUUCUCGUUCUGUGUUAUAACUGAGCCUUUGAGGUCCAUGCAAAUCCACGGUGGGGCUGCACAGUCCUUUCUAUUGGCUACCUUUACUGCAAAUUGUUUUACUGCAUACAACAAUGCAACAAGGAGAUUGAGACACUUGGAAUGUACAGAUUGGCUCAUCUGCCUCUUGGGAUAUAAAGGCACAUUGACCUUCCCACUUCGAGCAAAUAUGAAAUUGAGGAGACUUAUAUGGCAUUGUGUACCCUUAAAUCAGAGUAUUUGAUGACAUCACACACUAUCAUGUUCAGCCCCCUUCCAAGAAAACAUAUUGCUGUAGCCACAUUUUGUGGGAGUAUCUGUUGUUUCCCUAAGCCAAGUUACGUUUAUAAUCCAUUGCAUGCCUGCUUACAAUUAACUGGAACUGCCAGGUCCAAGUUACCAUCUGCUUGUAUUGUACCCACUUGGAAUUUGAAACCAGAGGAAGUAUAUUCUGGGGCACUGGUAGUAGUAAAGUGAUGGCAAAUCUUUCAAUUUGGUCAUUCUGAUAAACAGAAGCAAGAUAGCAUCUCAAAAACAAAAAAAGGAACAAGUUACAGAUGCGGUUUCUAGACGUAUGCUGGUAAUGAAAUAAAUGUGUGGGGCAAAUGUUCCUAGCUGAGGUUGGGAACCCUGUAUAGAACAUUAGUACCUGGAAAUAGGACUGGAACCCGUACAAGUUUGUGUAGCUAUUGGCCACUGUUUCAGCCAGCUCCCCACAUUUUAUGCAUAUUAGGAUGUACAGUAACGAUAAAAUCCCCAUACUAAAAGGGGGGGCAUUUCUAAAGCGUGCUUAGAUUUGUCUUAUUCCUUUUGUUGGGCCAGUGCCAGAUUGGUUCACAUUUGACCUUAGCAGGUACAUAAGGAAAAAGGGAAAUAAAUACUUCAAACGUUUUGCUUUAGUUCAAGGGGAUACAAUGAAUGUUUGGCAAGGUUCAGGAUUAAAGAGUUAGCCCCCCCCCCCCCCCCC
Xenopus tropicalis (tropical clawed frog) is the source of this 5117-nucleotide messenger RNA. It is a transcript of the gene jph3, whose product is annotated as junctophilin 3. The record is from RefSeq and is a predicted model, not a curated record. NCBI's taxonomy places the organism in Eukaryota, Metazoa, Chordata, Amphibia, Anura, Pipidae. Gene Ontology annotation, cellular component: junctional membrane complex; endomembrane system; membrane. The transcript has 5 exons. The coding region runs from base 1 to 2268 and encodes 755 amino acids.